Molecule: messenger RNA, 679 nt
Organism: Cyanistes caeruleus (blue tit)
Lineage: Eukaryota; Metazoa; Chordata; Aves; Passeriformes; Paridae
Source: RefSeq, a predicted model, not a curated record
UCUUCCAGAUUAUCCAAAUGGCAUUCGGCUCACGUCAGCUGUUCCAGGAGCAGAUAUCAAAGUACUUAUAAAUUUCAAUGCACCAAAUCCUCAGGACAGGAAGAAGUUUACAGAUGAUUUGAGGGAAUCAAUUGCAGAAGUUCAAGAAAUGGAAAAGCACAGAAUAGAGUCCGAGUUGGAGAAGCAGAAGGGGGUUGUGCGUCCCAGCAUGUCGCAAUGCUCCAGCCUGAAGAAGGACGCUGGGAAUGGGACCCUGCCCAGGGCGUGCCUGGAUGACAGCUACGCCGGGGGUGAGGGGCUGAAGCGGAGCGCGCUCAGCUCCUCCCUGCGGGACCUGUCCGAAGCAGGUAAGCACUGCCUCUCCUUCCUGGCUCUCUGCAUGCAAAGCUGCCUCCACCAUGUCCACAAAGUCCAGCUCGCUCUGGGGCCCCAGAAAUAGCAGUUGGAAUCUCGCACUUCCAAAUAGCUCCUUCCCCCACGCACCCCCACCCCUGGCUCGUGGUUAAUUUCUGUUUGUUUUUUUUACCCUUGUUCGGUUGAGCGGCCACUGUUUGAAAGCAUUUAAGCCGUUGUAGGUUGCUAUAGAAACUUUUAAAGGACAGUGAAGACAGAGGAAAAACUGUAAGUUUUUAAUAAAACAGAAAUGAUUGACUUGUGCUAGGAGUAAUUCACUUAGUUU